AGCAGAUCUGUCUUAUGGACUUGGGAUCAGCCCAAGGAACAUUCGUCAACGACCAGGAGAUCGAGCCGAACGAGCCGCGCCCACUCAGAGACGGAGACUGUAUCAAACUCGGAGCCAGUACAAGGACCUACGUGUUUAGAAACGCAGCAUCUAACGCUUCAGGAUCCGCAAGCCGAGACCCCGAGCUGCAGCGGAUGAUGCGUGAGAUGCAGAGCUUCGGAGACAAACACAAGAGCGACAAGCCGUCGACAGUUGAUGAAGAAAGGAACAAGAGACAAGCUGAGAUCGCAGCGAUGACGACAGAGAUGAUGCAGACGCCCCCUGAAGUCUCUAACACUGUCGACAAUGAGAAACAGAGCCAGAGCAAUGACGACGACGCUCCUGAAUCGGAAUCUGAGAGCGAAGAAGACAACGACGAUGUCGCGCUUCGAUACGGCUUGUCCAAGUCUCAUGAAGUAGGUCUCGAGAGCCACACGAGGACACUAGCCUGCAUCGCUGUCGACACACCUGGUGCUCGCGUGGCCACUGGAGCCAUGGACUACCACGUGAAACUGUGGGAUUUUGCUGGCAUGGCGCGUCACGUGCGUCCGUUCCGGGACAUUGAGGUGGAAGAAGGUCAUCCGCUUGUGGCUGUGAGCUACAGUCCGUCCGGCGAUCGUCUACUUACCGUCACAGGGUCGUCUCAACCCAAGAUACUCACACGUGAAGGAGUCGAGGAGUUGCAGUUCGCUAAGGGCGACAUGUACGUCGUGGACAUGGCCCACACUAACGGCCACACACACUCUGCUACUGACGGUCAAUGGCAUCCGAAGUUACGCGAUCAAAUGAUUACGAGCUCUUUGGACGGCACAGUGCGUCUCUGGAGUCUUGGAGGCAAACAGGCAUUCAACAAGCUGGUCAACACGUCCGUGUUCAAGUUCAAAGACCGCCGUGGUCGUCGUGGUGGAGUGACAGCUUGCAGGUUCAACCCGGAUGGCUCAAUGAUUGCUGGAGCUACGAUGGACGGCCAAGUGCAGUGUAUCGACCCACGUAAGGCGUAUGCCGGUGCUGCAAUUACUAUCCGGGACGCACACGUGGACGGUGGAGGCGACGUGGGUAUUUCUUCGCUUCGUUUUUCACCCGAUGGGAAGUACCUGGCUUCACGAUCUUGUGCGGACGAUACGAUCAAGAUCUGGGACGUACGCAAGCCUAAACAGAGCGUGAAGGAGUUCCGUGGCGUCGAAGGUGUCUUCGGGACGUGUAACUUGGCCUUUAACCACAACGGUACUGCGAUUGCUGCCGGCACGUGUGUUCGGAAGGGCAAAGGACUGCGUGGACAGGUCCUGUUCCUGGAUGUCCAAACUCCUGGUCUGCUACAGCCUAUCGCUAGUAUUGACAUGAAGGAAGACGAGAGUGCAGUGUGCGUGGAAUGGCAUCAUGGCAUCAACCAGAUUCUCGUCGGCAGCUCGACAGGAAUGUGUCGUGUCUUCUACGACCCUAGACAAAGUACGAAGGGCGUUCUGUUGAGUGCCACCAAGAAGCUGAAAGUGCAGAAUACUGACUCGGGUGUGCGUAUUGAUGGCGCUGGGAAAGUGUACAACCCUCACGCGCUGCCAAUGUAUCGCGAUGAGACGGUUGGGUCUCAUAAGCGCAAGUUCGAGAAGGUGCGUGCUGACCCGAAGAAGUCUCGUGCGCCUGAGAAGCCUAUUACAGGUCCAGGAAUGGGCGGGAAGAUCAGUGGCAGCACGUCUUUCACGCAGUACUUUAUGAGCAACCACAUCAAGUCUUCAUUCCGAGAAGAAGACCCACGCGAGGCUAUUCUCAAGUACGCUGACAAGGCUGAGGCGGAUCCUCAAUUCUUGGGCGCUGCCUACAAGAAAGAGAAACUGGAUCCACGGUAUCAGUUGGCUAAACAAACCAUAGAAGAGGAGAAACUUGCCAAAGAAGAAGAAAACCGUCGACUCUUACAACCGUAGACAAGCAGAAGGUGCUUAAUGGAAGCAGGAUUUCGACUCGUGAGCUCUGAAAAAGGUCAAAAGUGGCGAGGUUUAUUCAGAAUUAUGAUGGAUUGACGCUAUGGUAUUGAUAUCU
Molecule: messenger RNA, 2070 nt
Organism: Phytophthora infestans T30-4
Lineage: Eukaryota; Oomycota; Peronosporomycetes; Peronosporales; Peronosporaceae
Exons: 2
Coding region: 195-1955 (586 amino acids)
Biological process (GO): regulation of DNA double-strand break processing
Cellular component (GO): site of double-strand break; nucleus
Molecular function (GO): protein binding
Source: RefSeq, a predicted model, not a curated record